AUGUCAAUGAGAAUGCGCAAGCUGUUUGCGCGUCGUUUUGCAGGCGGGAAGAGUUGUUCCUGGUGGUGUCGUCUGCGGGCGAUGGGUGCUGCAGCUCAAGUUCGAAGUUCGAGCUCAGAAAAAAUCCAGACGCUAAGGCGCAUCCACCCCGUUAGCGUGCCUGACCCCGGCCCGAGCGUUUUGCCGAGUAGCCCACACGAAUUUGGUCUUUUCUCAACUUCAUUCUCUCCACUACUAACGACAGGACAUCACCACCCUGAAAUCGACAAAAUGGUUCGCUACGGAGCAACCAGCAUCGACGGCGCAAAGUCUGCUCGCGCGCGCGGCAGCUACCUCCGCGUAUCCUUCAAGAACACCCGCGAGACCGCCCAGGCCAUCAACGGCUGGAAGCUCGAGCGUGCCCUCACCUACCUCGGAAAUGUCUUGGAGCACAAGGAGGCCAUUCCCAUGAGGCGGUACGCUGGCGGAACUGGACGCACUGCACAGGGUAAGGCUCUCGGUGUCUCCCGUGCCCGCUGGCCCGUCAAGUCCGCCGAGAUCCUUCUCGGUCUCCUCAAGAACGCUGAGGCCAACGCCGACACCAAGGGUCUCGACACCAGCAACCUGAUCGUCAAGCACAUCCAGGUCAACCAGGCCCCCAAGCAGCGCAGGCGCACAUACCGUGCCCACGGUCGUAUCAACCCUUACAUGUCCAACCCCUCUCACAUUGAGCUCAUCCUCACCGAGGGUGCCGAGGUUGUCAAGAAGGGUCCCGAGAACAUCGAGCGCCGUUUGAACUCGAGGCAGCGUGGCAAGGAGGUCCGCAAGGCCAUCACCGCUGCUUAGAUGCAGAAUGAGGAAGAAGGAUAUUUCACCAAAUGAAAAAGGUUCGGAACAGGCACGGUCAGGAGUCAAUGAGCGAUGAAUCUUUGGGUCUUUCACACUCGUCAUGUAAUCAUGACAUGGGACUUCGGUGUCUGGUCGAUGAAGAAACAAGGCCAAAGCCUGAUACCCAAUUCACUCAAACACUCCCA
Messenger RNA from Parastagonospora nodorum SN15, 1013 nucleotides. RefSeq lists its product as hypothetical. Gene Ontology annotation, molecular function: structural constituent of ribosome. Gene Ontology annotation, biological process: cytoplasmic translation. Gene Ontology annotation, cellular component: cytosolic large ribosomal subunit; ribosome. NCBI's taxonomy places the organism in Eukaryota, Fungi, Ascomycota, Dothideomycetes, Pleosporales, Phaeosphaeriaceae. The coding region runs from base 1 to 825 and encodes 274 amino acids. The transcript has 4 exons. The record is from RefSeq and is a predicted model, not a curated record.